Heteronotia binoei (common prickly gecko) is the source of this 2107-nucleotide messenger RNA. It is a transcript of the gene RNF225, whose product is annotated as ring finger protein 225. Gene Ontology annotation, biological process: protein ubiquitination. Bases 2 to 709 code for a protein of 235 amino acids. Lineage: Eukaryota; Metazoa; Chordata; Lepidosauria; Squamata; Gekkonidae. The transcript has a single exon. Gene Ontology annotation, molecular function: ubiquitin protein ligase activity. The record is from RefSeq and is a predicted model, not a curated record.
CAUGGCCCAUGACAACCCACGUUUCCAGGCUGAGCCAGAGGAGCCAGAUAACAAGGAGGAAGGGGCAAACUCUGAGGCCAGUUCCCUAGACUGCGUCAUCUGCUUCACCCGCUACGACCGGAUCUUCAAAGUGCCCAAGAAACUGAGUUGCAGCCACAUCUUCUGCCUGGAGUGCCUGGCGAGGAUCAAUGUCUCCUCCGAGGAUGUGAACACCAUCACCUGCCCUGUCUGCCGGGCACCUACCAACCUGCCUUCCCGCAAGGGGCUGCCAGGCCUUCCCACGCACAGUGACCUUCUGGAGCAACUCUCAGCCAUGCCGGCCCCCACAGGUUCGGUGCGCUUUGACCGUCGUCGGGGUUUGCUGUACCUGCCUGGGGGGCGCACGGGUGUCCUGGGUGCCACUAAAGUCAGGGCCAAGUCAGAGACUCCCCUCAACACUGUCAGCCUGAGCAUUGAUGUUGGGAGGCCAGCCCCACAAGGACCAGGACGGAUGUUCACACUCUCUGGCUGGCCCUUCUAUGUAGCCCUGGCAAUUGCCCUACUGGUUACCAUUGGCUUAAUUAUCUGUGGCAUCUACAUCUUUCUGUUACCGUCCAUGUAUACUGUUCCGUUGAUGGGGCAGCAACAAGGAAACCUCACACAAGGGUAUAAUGGUUAUGGAAGAAACCACAAUUACUCCUGGAUGAACUUCUCUCCACCAGUGGUCUAAAUCCUGCCGUCUUCAGUGUGACUAUACUAACUGCAGUCUCUGUUUGCAGAGAACAGACAGGGUGGGAGCAAUCAAACCUACAUGGGCCUGGCUGAAUUAGCUGUAUUUGUGAAGGCACUUGAACUGACAACUUGGGAGUUGGUGUAUGACCUACUGCAGAAAGAUCUCAUGGGGGUCCAGGGAGAGAUCAUAUAGUUUGGAUAGUGUAACAUGGAUUACCACCUUAAUUGCCAGAUUGAACUAGAAUGUUGAGGUGAUAGUCGUUUUCCAGCUUCUUGAGGCACACAUGAGGGAGGGAUUCUAAGCCCACUGACUCAUGCGUAGAGGGGAGAGAGUCCCUUGAGCUUCAUGGAUAUGAACAAGGGUGGGAAUGUAGGCAUGGUGUUGUAUUGUGUGCUUUUAACUCCCAGGUUAGUACAAGACUAACCCUACCUCCUGACACCCCUACCUCCUCCUGGUACUAUAUUUACAACUCUCAAUAAGGUUUUCUUCUUGACUCUUGGCUUUUAAGAGCAGCAUGUCAGGCCAAAAUUCAAGCAGUUAAAGAUUUAUCUAGUGCGGAGAUGGAGUAAAAGGGGGAAGGUCUCGUCUGUCAAAACUGUUACGUGUCUUGCGCCAGUUAAUAGCAUGGGCAUCCUGCCAGGAGGGGAAAGAUGGCAGUCUGGUGCAUCAAUAAUGACAAUCUGGCUUGGAUUUCAGAAUUUCAAACACAGAAUCAUUCCUACUGUUUAGGUUGGUGACUGGCCAGAAAAAAAAAAACUGGCCCGGCCUGCUCUUGUGCCAGUAAGAGCAGCCUGAUCCGAAGAUAUAAUCAGCCUGCAGCUAUCAUUGGCUACUCCCUGCUGAAGGUACAACUACAAGGUUGGAAAAUCUUAUUUUGCAUUUUGCACAGACCCCCCCCCCCCCAGAUUUAAACCCACACACCCCAAUUCUGAUGGGUAAAUUCCAAUUCCAAUCUUGUCUCUUCGAUGGCAACAUUGCUUAGUUGUGCUACUGGUCCCAAAUGACUAGCCCCUCCUCUGUUGUAAAGCCACCUCUGCCACUGCCCCGCACGGAAUUCAAUCCUGGAUGCAAAAUUCACAUCUAGCUAUGUGGAACUUUCGAUGUACGGAAGAACAGAGGGGUGGGGGGCUUAGAGGAAGGGGUACCACAUUGCCUCCUAAAAAUCUGCUUCCUGAGCCUUGCAAAACAUUUUUCACGUUUCCUCCCCAUGCAAUCAUGUACUUUUUGAGAGUGAAAUCUAAUGCAAGCCUAGCCAUGCAGACCCUGCCAUAGGUCUGCUGUGGGCCUGAGAAACUACUGGUUGCUUGAACAUUUCUUCAGACUUGAAGGCCAUGGGCAGGACAACUGAAACUUGAUACUUGGAGUGCUUGCCAAUAAAGGAGAUUUAUUUGGUGA